Messenger RNA from Drosophila willistoni, 1137 nucleotides. RefSeq names its product protein PRY1. The transcript is spliced from 3 exons. The record is from RefSeq and is a predicted model, not a curated record. NCBI's taxonomy places the organism in Eukaryota, Metazoa, Arthropoda, Insecta, Diptera, Drosophilidae. The coding region runs from base 55 to 1095 and encodes 346 amino acids. Gene Ontology annotation, cellular component: extracellular region.
AUUAUAUAUUCUUUGAAAAAAUUAAAAAAAAAAUUAAAUUUAAAAAAAAAAAUAAUGGAGUUACUUCAACUUCCAUCCGCAGAGACCAAAGAUAAAUGCUGUUGUAGUCUGCCAAUCGCGUUACGUCAAAAUGAUGCCAAAUUUGUAGCAUGCGAUAGAAAUCUUCGAGAUUUGGAAAAAUGUCAGAGUUGCAUUUCACCCAUUUGUCAGAAACCCACCAAGAUUUAUGCGAAUUCUCGCAAUUAUGUCGCCUGUGAGCAAAUGUUACCACUUCCAAGAGAUUGCAUACAUUCCAUGCCAAACUUAAGUAUACGUGAAGGAAGAACACGGUCAAGAUCACAGCAGGCGGCAAGACAAACGCUAUUCAUCAAGGAUGAUCAGUUAGUGAAUUGUCUGGCACCAAGGUGUAAGCCAACAAGUAAAGAGGAAAUGGCAAAAGAGAACGAAAAUGUCACGUGCCAGAAUGCCGAGCCGGAGUUAACAGAAAAAAGAAUUAAAGCCAUCAAGAAAGCGGUGCUAAAGGAGACAAAUAGAUAUAGACGAAUGCACUGUGCGUGUCCUUUAAUAAUGGAUGACAAAUUAUCCGCCUAUGCACAGGAAUGGGCAGAGCACUUGGCCUCUGAGAAUAUGCUCGAGACUCGUCCUAUUCCUGCGUAUGGUGAGAAUAUUAUGUGCGCCCGUAAGCCACUCUUCUGUGUGGAACGCAUGAUGAAACUAUGGUAUCAGGAGAAAUAUAAUUAUGAUUUUAUACGGCCCUGCUUUAAUAUCUAUGCUGGACAUUUUACCCAAAUGGUUUGGUGGGAAACCCAACUUCUUGGCAUUGGAAUGGCUUCAAAUGACUAUCGUAUGUGGAUUGUGUGUAAUUAUCAUCCAGCUGGUAAUAUACGGGGGCAUUUCAAGGAGAAUGUUUUACCACGGAAACUGCUUUUAUCGGAUUCAGAUAUUGAAUUGGAUAAAAUUAAUAAGUCCAAAGAAAUAUCAAUACAGGCCAAAUGUCUUAUCGAAAAAAAGCAACCUUGUGAAAAAACAAAGACCUACAUAAUAGCUAAAGAAGGCACAACCCAGAAAACUAAAGCGGUGACAUUUUUAGCAUAGUCUAUGAAAGAAUAAAACUCCAUUAAUUCUGGACCUAGUGAA